Messenger RNA from Bipolaris zeicola 26-R-13, 1410 nucleotides. RefSeq lists its product as uncharacterized. The record is from RefSeq and is a predicted model, not a curated record. NCBI's taxonomy places the organism in Eukaryota, Fungi, Ascomycota, Dothideomycetes, Pleosporales, Pleosporaceae. Bases 1 to 1410 code for a protein of 469 amino acids. The transcript is spliced from 4 exons.
AUGAAGUUUGGAAACAUUCUGCUAGGGCUUGCAGCUUUCGCAGCUGGCGUCCAAGCACAAAACCCACUGGCGACUCUGGCAGAAAGUAUGCCUAAGUGUGCGUUGGCUUGUUUUAUCGAGGUCAUCCCCACAUCAUCCUGCGCGACAGAUCUCACUUCGGCGUGCUUAUGCACAAAUAAGGCUCUCAAUGCUGCUGUUGGUCUAUGUGCCGCGAAAACAUGUACCAAAUACGAACUUCUGCAAACAAAGAAUGUCAGCAGCAAAGGCUGUGGCGUCCCUGAACGCUACAACGGCAAGAGAUUCAUCGUCGGUGGCCUUGUCGGAUGUGGAAUCGCUAUAGUAUCCUACAUUCUCAGAAUGGCGGCCAGUAUCGGUAAAGGUGGUCGUCAGGUGUCAUGGGACGAUGCCACCAUGGCCGUUGUGCUUGCGCUCGCAAUUCCUCCUACCGUGUUUAUCAAAAACUUGGUAGAUAACGGUCUUGGUCGAGAUAUCUGGACGUUGAAGGAUUACCAAAUCACCAAUGUCCUCAGAUACUACUUCUACGGAGAGAUUUUUUACGUGACAGCUCUUGGUAUUUCCAAGAUCUCCAUUCUCUUCUUCUACCUGCGCGUCUUUCCAGAUAAAAAGUUCAAGAUGAUCGUCUACAGUGUCAUGGGUCUGUCGGCUGCAUAUACCGUUGCUUUCUUCUUCGCUACUCUCUUCCAAUGUACGCCUAUCAGCAUGGCCUGGACACAGUGGGAUGGACUACACAAAGGUACAUGCAACGACAUCCAUCUUCAGGGUUGGAUUGCAGCUGCCAUCAACAUCCUGUUGGAUGCAAUCGUCAUGGCUCUCCCAAUGAAGCAUUUGGCUGGACUGAACAUGGGCCUUAAGAAAAAGCUCAUGGUCAUGAGCAUGUUUGGCGUUGGUAUCUUCGUCAUUGUGGUCUCCGCUGUCCGCUUGUACUCGCUUAUCCAUUUCGCCAACACACAAAACAUUACCUGGAACUACGUCGACGCUGGACUCUGGAGUUUGAUUGAGAUUGAUGUGUCUAUUGUCUGUGGAUGCAUGCCUGCCCAUCGAUUCCUGAUUGGCAAGCUAUGGCCAAAGAUGAAGACAACCGUCAAGGCAAGCAAGAACUCGACAGACAAGAGCGGCGGUUCCCACGCAACUUCUUCCACUACCCCCAGCAAAUUGGGCAGGGUCUCAAUAAAGGGGAUUACGAAAGAUGACAAUUUUAUUCCGCUGUCUGAUAUUGACAGCAGCGAUCGCGCACAUCUCACCAAGGAAGCCCAACCACAUUCCCGCAAAGAGUCCAACACUUGGAUCACACAAACGCACGAGGUCGAUGUUGAUCAUAACAGUACCUCGCAUCCUAAUGACCGCCCACAGGAUUGGAACUGGCCAAUGACCGGAAAGGAGCAUGUUUGA